Cynara cardunculus var. scolymus (artichoke) is the source of this 1359-nucleotide messenger RNA. RefSeq names its product G-type lectin S-receptor-like serine/threonine-protein kinase At4g27290. Gene Ontology annotation, biological process: protein phosphorylation. The record is from RefSeq and is a predicted model, not a curated record. The transcript is spliced from 6 exons. NCBI's taxonomy places the organism in Eukaryota, Viridiplantae, Streptophyta, Magnoliopsida, Asterales, Asteraceae. The coding region runs from base 171 to 1229 and encodes 352 amino acids. Gene Ontology annotation, molecular function: ATP binding; protein kinase activity.
AUUAAGUUAUAUGAGAGAUCUACCUCUUCUGCUGAAUAGAUUCAGUUUCCAAAAAGAAAGGAGGAGCAAACAUCAAAAUCAUCUUACCAGUAGUCUUUCUUGUCGUUCUUCUUGUAAGCUUGAGCUCUACAUGGUUCUGGUACACAUGGAGAAAAGGCCAUCUUGCACCAAUGGAGGAAGGAGCAAUGUUGCCUGCCUGUGAAACCCAGAAGAAUGAAGCCAUGGAGCUCCCAUUGUUUAGCUUUUCUACAAUAUCUAAAGCCACUGCUGAUUUCUCACUCAAUAACAAACUUGGAGAGGGUGGAUUCGGACCCGUUUAUAAGGGUAUGCUAGAAGAAGGGAUAGAGAUCGCGGUUAAGCGUCUGUCCACGACUUCCAGUCAAGGGCUCGAUGAGUUCAAGAACGAAGUCAUUUGCAUUUCAAAACUUCAGCACCGAAAUCUUGUUAAGCUUCUCGGAUGCAGCAUACAAGGGGAAGAGAAGUUGUUGAUCUACGAGUACAUGCCAAACCGAAGCCUAGAUCGGUUUAUAUUUGAUGAAAAGCAAAGAACCACCCUUGAUUGGACAAAGCGAUUCGACAUUAUCAAAGGAAUUGCUCGAGGGCUUGUUUAUCUACAUCAAGAUUCACGAUUACGAAUCAUCCAUCGAGAUCUUAAAGCUAGCAAUAUUCUACUAGAUCAAGAUAUGAACCCGAAGAUAUCAGACUUUGGCAUAGCCAGAAGCUUUGGAGGAAAUGAGACUCAAGCAAACACAGAGAGAGUUGUUGGCACAUAUGGUUACAUGUCCCCGGAGUAUGCAUUAGAUGGUAUUUUCUCGAUAAAGUCUGAUGUCUUUAGCUUCGGUGUUUUAACGUUGGAGAUUGUGAGCGGGAAGAGAAAUAGAGGAUUCGUGCAUCCCGAGCAUGACAAUAACCUUAUCGGACAUGCAUGGAGAAUGCAUAAUGAAGGCCGGUCAAUGGACCUUAUUGAUACUAGUUUGGCUGAAUCAAGCGAUCCAUCUGAAGUUUUAAGAUCAAUCCAAGUGGGGUUGUUAUGUGUCCAACAAAGUCCGGAAGAUAGGCCAGACAUGCCGUCUGUGAUUAUGAUGUUCGGUAGUGAGGGUGCAUUGUCACAGCCGAAACAACCAGCAUUUUUCACAGAAAGGAACUUAAUUGGUGCUGAUUUCUCAUCAAGUACUAAUCCAACAAAUUCAACCACUGGUUUAACCAUCACAGACGUUGUUGCUCGGUAGAAAGCACAUACUAUAUGUAACUUCAGUCACUACAAUAAAAUCAGAUUUUGUAAGACGUCAAAUAUGUUUAAAUGUCUUCAUACACUGUUUUGUAGGACUUAAAGUUUAUUAGACCGAACAACUGUACGUU